This is a messenger RNA of Lepisosteus oculatus (spotted gar), 1495 nucleotides long. It is a transcript of the gene nat8, whose product is annotated as N-acetyltransferase 8. NCBI's taxonomy places the organism in Eukaryota, Metazoa, Chordata, Actinopteri, Semionotiformes, Lepisosteidae. Gene Ontology annotation, molecular function: N-acetyltransferase activity. The record is from RefSeq and is a predicted model, not a curated record.
AGGAAGUAAGGAGGCGUUUCCGCAAAUCUGAGCGCUGCCUGCUUACAGUGUGUGUUUUGCCAAUGCAUUCAUCGGGAGGAGGACGUGAGAUUUUUUUUUGCUUAUCCUGUGAUUUACUGUGGGAGGCCAACUGAGGGUGUUGGCUGGUGCCGCUUUGCUGCCGCUGCUCCGCUUUCACUGUCGCGACGCUCAAGGGCGGACCAGCGCGGCGGCCGGGAGAAAACUCCAAGCAAGGUUUGACCCGAGCAGCUGCCUAGAAUAAAGCUGAAGCAAAGGAAGGCGUCAUGGCCAGCUUCCAGAUCCGAAAGUACCGGGACGAGGACUACGAGACGGUGAAGGAGAUCUUCACCCUGGGCAUGAGCGAGCACGUGCCAGCCGCCUUCGUGCACCUGCUGAAGCAGCCCCUCCCCCAGAUGGUGCUCAUGUGCGUCUUCUGGGCCCUGCUGGCCAGCUCCAAGUCGCUCGUCUUCCCUGUCAUGGCCGUCACGCUGCUGCUGGCGGGAGCCCGUCAGGGGCUGAACUGCAUGUUCAGCAGCUACAUUGAGCAGUGUCUGCGGGAAGACCUCCGCGACAUUCGGAAGAGCUACAUGGGAGGCCAGGACUCGUGCUUCUGGGUGGCGGAGAGCGAAGGCGGCGUGGCCGCCACUGUGGCCUGCUGUCCCUCCGAGAGGGAGCAGGGGUGCUUGGAGCUGAAGAGGAUGUCUGUGAAGAAGAGUCACCGGGGCCAGGGCAUGGCCAAGGCCCUCGCCCAGACCGUGGCGGACUUCGCCAGGGCGAGGGGCUACGAAGCCGUGCUGCUGGGCACCUCCGUGGUCCAGUACGAGGCCCAGAAACUCUACGAGGGAAUAGGCUACAAAAAGACCAACGAAACCCUCGUGCCAAAUCUCGUUGGUAAAGUGACCAACUUCACGAUUUUCGAAUACAGGCUGGACGUGUUGGAGAGAGAGGCGUAGGGGGAAAAAAAAACAACUGGCUCGCGGUCCGUCUCCUCAUUUCAGGACGCUCUGGGAUACAGGUGGCUUCACACCUGCUCAUUUGAAUUGUGCGGAAUAAGAUUCAGACGCGAGCUUCCAUUCUGAUGAGAAUUAUUGGACCCUCCUUUUAAGUCAUAAGUUGUGUAUGUGACUUAUUAAGCCAGAACAUGAAUCCUGUGAAAGAUACUUUAGUCAUUCUUGAGUUUGCCUGCUAAAUCAUCAGUCAAUAUUAAUUGCUCAGUAGCAAGAUGACAACUUGGCGCCUGUAUUAGAAAUGUGUAAUAAACUUUAUUAGGGGCUGUGUAGGGGCUGAAAUCUCCAUUACUUCCUAAGCGGAUGUACUGUAAGCAUCUGAGUGUUUUUAAUACAGGGUCCAGAAGGCUGGGCCAGUUAGGUGAUUUAUGAACAGAUGUGAGAAGAAUACUUCAAAAGCUCUGCUAUUUGCUUUUUGUAUUAAUGGAAAUAUUUUUUUCAGUUUUUUUUUUUUAAAUAAACAUUUAACCAUGGCCUGUAAAAACGUA